AGAUUAACCUUUCCCUUCGAGGUGUCCUACAAGGCUACAACACGCAAGAUAUGACUUCCUUUUGCUACCCACAGAGAACAUAAAUACAAACCGACCCCUUUCUCCCCUUUUUCCACCAUUUCUCUUCACAUCUGUCCCUCCACCGAACCGCCAUUAACAAAGGGCCAAUAUCUACAUGUCACAUGCUUCUCAGACCUCACCACCCAACAUCAACUCUUGCAAGGAUUUAUCCUCUAACAGAGUGAGAUUGUGUUGAUAACUCCAGCUUCACCAUUGGUAUUUAUAGCCUCAAGCCAUUUGCAUAGGUGGGUCACACUCUUCUAAGUGGCAGGGUGUUAGUUUUCAUUGUUGAAGGACUUAUAUUGCGAUUUCAACUUGAAGCUCUGUUUUCCCCCUGUUAUAUAUAUAUAUGGGCUGAGGUAUAUAUUUAUGGGAGGUGCAGAGGAUGCUGAACCACCAUCCAAACGUGUGAAAGUAUCCUCUGGGAAACCAGGAGAUCUUUCAAACGGCACAUUUCCUAGAGAUCCUGCAAGUUGCUCAUUGAAUGACUUGAUGGCUCGCCCCCUGGUUUGUCAAGGGGACGAUGAGGUUGUUGGUACAAAAGGGGUCAUCAAGAAAGUUGAAUUUGUGCGAAUUUUAGCUGAGGCAUUAUAUUCUCUUGGUUAUAACAAAACUGGGGCACAUCUAGAAGAAGAGUCUGGGAUACCUUUGCAAUCUGCUGUGGUAAAGUUAUUUAUGCAGCAAGUCCUUGAUGGUAAAUGGGAUGAAAGUGUAGCCACAUUACGUAAAAUCGGUCUAGUGGAUGAAAAGGUUGUUCAAUUGGCAUCAUUUCUGAUAUUGGAACAGAAGUUUUUUGAACUGUUGGAUGAAAAAAAAGUCAUGGAUGCUUUGAAGACAUUGAGCACUGAGAUUGGACCUCUUUGCAUAAACACUGAUAGAGUCCGUGAGCUUUCUUUGUGCAUUUUAUCACCUUUGCAGCAGGUUCGUGCUGUGGUGUCAGGUCAAGUUGUUGUGAGAGCAAAGCCACGAAGAAAGCUACUAGAGGAAUUGCAAAAAUUGCUUCCCCCAACAGUUAUAAUUCCUGAACAAAGAUUGAUACGUCUUGUUGAACAGGCUCUUGACUUGCAACUAGAUGCUUGUAGGUUUCACAACUCUUUGGUAGGUGAGAUGUCUUUGCUCACUGAUCAUCAGUGCGGAAGGGAUCAAAUUCCUUCUCAAACUUUGCAGAUAUUACGAAAUCACAGUGAUGAAGUAUGGUUCUUGCAGUUCUCCCAUGAUGGAAAAUACUUAGCCUCGUCAGCUGCUGAUUGUUCAGUGAUUAUAUGGGAGGUGAAAUUGGAUGGUUUGUUCUGCAUGAAGCACCAGUUUUCUGGUCACCAGAAACCUGUCUCCUAUAUGUCAUGGAGUCCUGAUGACCAUCAGCUUCUCACUUGUGGAGUAGAGGAAGUUGUCAGACGGUGGGAUAUUGAAUCAGGUGAAUGUACACAUAUUUAUGAGAAAAAUGGUCUUGGUCUGAUCUCAUGUGGAUGGGCUCCUGAUGGCAAAAGGAUAUUAUGCGGUGUUACGGACAAGAGCAUUAGCAUGUGGGAUCUGGAAGGGAAAGAGUUGGAGUGUUGGAAAGGCCAUCGAACUAUUAGAAUAUCUGACUUGGGGAUAACUAGUGAUGGGCAGCAUAUAGUCUCUGUUUGCAAAGAUAAUAUGAUAUUACUAUUUGGAUGGGAAUCAAAAGCAGAGAAAGUAAUUCAGGAGGAUCAAACAAUAACUUCAUUUGUAUUGUCCAUGGACAGUAAGUAUUUAUUGGUUAGUCUUUGGAAUCAAGAAAUCCAUCUGUGGAAUAUAGAGGGAACUGUAAAGCUCAUAUCCAAAUAUAAAGGGCAUAAACGUUCACGCUUUGUUGUAAGGUCUUGCUUUGGCGGACUGGGUCAAGCAUUUGUUGCCAGUGGAAGUGAGGACUCACAGGUUUAUAUAUGGCAUAGAAGCUCAGGAGAACUCAUUGAGACAUUGGCUGGACAUUCUGGUACAGUAAACUGUGUUAGCUGGAACCCAGCAAAUCCUCAUAUGUUGGCAUCUGCAAGUGAUGAUCAUACUAUUCGCAUAUGGGGCAUGAAUCAAGUAAACAUGAAACACUAUGACACAGUUAGUAAUGGCGUGCAUUACUGCAAUGGCGGAACUUAGAAGUCUCGGGGGCAUACACUGGUGCAAUGUAAUGUUACUAGAUAGAUACCUUUUCUUAACCAUUGCUUUCUAUGUAUAUUCUUUUACAUCAAGGUCAAGCUUAACAUUUAUGACAAGCAGGAAUGUGAAAUUUACAUUCAGUCCAGCAAUAAAUCAUGCACUCUAGUUUCUUUUAUUGA
Messenger RNA from Nicotiana tabacum (common tobacco), 2354 nucleotides. Its product is annotated as WD repeat-containing protein 26 homolog. Lineage: Eukaryota; Viridiplantae; Streptophyta; Magnoliopsida; Solanales; Solanaceae. Gene Ontology annotation, molecular function: protein binding. The record is from RefSeq and is a predicted model, not a curated record.